Messenger RNA from Cydia pomonella (codling moth), 2318 nucleotides. It is a transcript of the gene RNaseX25, whose product is annotated as ribonuclease Oy. Gene Ontology annotation, biological process: RNA catabolic process. The coding region runs from base 129 to 941 and encodes 270 amino acids. Gene Ontology annotation, molecular function: RNA binding; ribonuclease T2 activity. The record is from RefSeq and is a predicted model, not a curated record. Lineage: Eukaryota; Metazoa; Arthropoda; Insecta; Lepidoptera; Tortricidae. The transcript is spliced from 3 exons. Gene Ontology annotation, cellular component: extracellular region.
CGUUUCAUACAUCGUAAUCGUAAAUAGUUUUGAACGUCUAGCUAGCGGACGUAACGUAGACAAAUAGAAUAUAGAAAAUUACUCUUGAUGUUUAUUUAUUACGUUGUCGCAAUCAAAUAGUUAUCGAAAUGUUUUCCAGUGGAUGUGUGUUAACAAUAUUAGUGCUUUACUCAUGCUUUGAUUUUGCACAUCUAAGAAAAUCAGGCUACAAGGACAACACGGAUCAUCAUUGGGAUGUGCUGAUUUUCACUCAACAGUGGCCAACAACUUCGUGUGAGGAAUGGAAAGAAAAGAGUCCUUCACAUAAAUGUACAAUGCCAAGCGUUCCGAAUUCGUUUUCUAUCCAUGGGCUAUGGCCGACAAAAUACCAUACUUUGGGACCCUUUUUCUGUAAUCGCUCUGCACAUUUCGAUCCAGAGGCAAUUAAAUCCAUUGAAACAGAACUAACAGAUGUGUGGACCAAUAUUGAAUAUGGCACAUCUACAUACUCCCUAUGGGCUCAUGAAUGGACCAAGCAUGGUACCUGUGCUGCAGAGGUCCUAGAGAACUUCAAUACAGAACUUAAAUACUUCACCAGGGGCCUGGAAUUUUACAGAACGUACAAUUUAACAAACAUACUCAGUGAAGCAGACAUUGUACCAUCAGUGAACAAGGGUUAUGAUGUAGUUGAUAUAGUUAAUGCAAUUAGGGUUCACCUUGGUGUGAAUCCAGUAGUGGAAUGUAGAAAAGAGAAAGGCAAAAGCACCUUAUUUGAAAUACGUAUUUGUUUUACUAAGGAAUUAAAGAUUGUUGACUGUGAUGGUGUGGUACAUGGAACAAGUGACAAUGUACUCACAAACUGUGAUCGAACCCAGAAAAUCCUAUAUUUGCCAUACAGUACCACCUCUGGUCUUGUACAGUGGUAUAAACUGAUAACUUGGUUGCAAUGGUUCACUCUAUAAUUUGUUUCUUAAUUUGGAUGUACAGUUUGCACAGGAAAGAUAUAGAUUCAGGGACUGAGGAACUGGAAGGCUGUGCAGUGCCAGGCACCUGGCAUGGAGGUCAACGCUCACAAGGUCAGUAUGUGAACUGUACAUUGUAAAUUCAAAAAAAUAUCACUUUCUAAUCCAAGGCAUCACAUAAACUAAAUUAUUAUCAUGUUUGAUGUAAAAUAUGAUAAUUUUUCAGUUUAUGCUAGGUUUGAUGUUAAUAUUAUCAAAACUAUUAAAAUAUUAAUUCAAAUGUCAGAAGGUUAACAAUAAUAUGAUAAAUGCUGUUAUUUAUUUAUUAUUUAUGUAAAUUUUAUGUAAAGUAACCAUAUCAUCAAUUUAUUGUUUUUUUGACAAACAUCUUGAACUAUAAUCAAUAGCAUAGCAGCUAUUUUUAGCUACUUACAAAGAAAAAUAAUUGCACUUAUAAUUGCCAACUAAUACACAUCUUAACCAAGCAAUUCAAACAGUUCGUUGCUAAAUGUUAGCAGUUAGUAUAAAUUAGACAAAAUAUUUCAAUUUAGUGCUGCACAUGGCACAAUUUUGCAAAAAAAAUCCACAUUAUUAAUAGGCACAACAAACAUCAUUUAUAUCAUGUUUUAUGUUAUCCCUGAAGCUGAUGCUGUCUUCAAUAUUAAUCAUAGAUUUUUUUUAAUGAAUUGCUACAUUAUAAGUGUUUGAACUAAGUAGGUAGUAUUUAGGAAUACUAGUCUGAUUAUAGAUUGUAUGGUUUUUCUGCUUCUUGCCGUUCUUACUUACCUGCCGGAAUAUGUGUCUGGGUGUUUAUCAAUUUAAACAACUUUCUGUAUCUCUUACAAAUCUUCUCUCAAUAUCGGUGUACUCGGGUAAUUCCGAAAAAGAACUCUAAUGUAAUGAAAUUAUGGGUGAUUUUAGCAAUUAGCAGACAUUUUGAAGUAUUCGGCUUUACCCACAUACACCUUAAUACAUUCACGUAAUUUUUUGCUGUUACAAUUAUGUUUGUUUAUUCUGGAACUCAAUGGGCGAAUAUUUUUUUAUGUUUUUAUUUUCUUCAGUUAAAAAAACAAUUAACAUGAAUUAUUUCUUUCAAGUCUAAGAAGUUUGCAUUUAUAACACUAGUGCAAGGAGUUCCUAAAUUAUUCAAUAUUAUUAAAUGAAUUACCUAUAAGAGAAACUAAUUUUACCCCAAAUCACCAACCUUGCAAACUUUAUAGCUCAACUCUUAACCUCCGCGGGGGUAAGUACACGCAACAGAUUUUAUAUUUUCAAGGUCAAGUCACUGCUACAAGUCUCAUUGAAAUUAACACUGAAAUUAUUGUAAUAAUUCAAUAACUAUUGUCUAUUUUUAUUAAUAAUAAAUGAAUUUUUAAA